CGUGGGAGCGGAGGAAGGAGGGCGUGAGGGAGAGUGCGACGCGUUGCGUCAUAUGGGUACGUAUGUACUAGCGAUACGGUUGAUGACAAGCAUGCCGCGUUUCGGAGCCGUCCGGAGGAACGAGAACGUCGAGGAUCGCCGCCGCGAGGAGGAGAGAUGCUGCCGGCGUGGAUUCACGGCUGCUACGUACGUAGCCACGGCAAGACCUCUCACGUGAACGCGAAGCGCGGGGAUGCCACGGACCCCACGGACACGACGGGUAUGUCACCGAGACUCCUCGUCACUUUUCUCAUCAUCACGAUCGUCGUCGUCGUCAGUACGUUGCUGUCGAGAUACAUAGGCGGCCACCUGUCUGCCAAUUCCACGGAACAGAAAUUCCAUAACGGCCGUUCCGUAUUCGUGCCACUUAGCUCUGAGGGCGUUUUGAAUGUUUAUGAUGAUUACACGUUCACCAUUUCGAAGAGAAACACAGAGCUGGAUAAGGUUCAAUGUACCGCAGCGUCAACAGCGGAGGCCCUGGCAUCUUUGCACUUGGCACUAGAUAUGAAGCUAUCUGGGAAACAGGAGAAAGCUAUAAAAUUGUUUCAGCAUGCAGUGGCGUUGGCACCUUGUCAUCCGGAUAUUCUGAAUUACUAUGGGGAGUUUCUGGAGCACACUCAGAACAAUGUGAUCAAGGCUAAUGAAUUUUACGUGCGCGCAUUAACUUACGAGCCAAAUCACGAGGGCGCUUUAAUAAAUAAUCAAAGGACAGCUCGCGUGGUUGAGGAACUUGACAGGUUAAUGCUUAGGCGCAUUGAUGACAAGAGAAAUACACUAUCCAACAUACCUGACAACAAUGCUGCGUUGAUACGUGCGAAAAAAGAGGCUUACUUCCAACAUAUCUAUCAUACAGUCGGAAUCGAGGGUAAUACUAUGAAUCUGGCGCAGACGAGAGCUAUAGUUGAGACACGUAUUGCGGUGGCUGGAAAGAGUAUCGACGAACACAAUGAGAUCCUUGGAUUAGAUGCUGCUAUGAAGUACAUCAAUGCGACCUUGGUUAAUAGAGUAGGGUCCAUCUCUAUAAAGGAUAUACUGGAGAUACACAGGCGUGUGCUAGGACACGUAGAUCCCAUCGAGGGUGGUCAGUUUCGAAGGACUCAAGUGUACGUCGGUGGUCAUAUACCUCCAGGUCCUAGUGACAUACAUUAUCUGAUGGAGGAGUUUGUAUUAUGGUUGAACAGUGAACAAGCUAUCAGGAUGCAUCCAGUGAGGUAUGCAGCUCUCACACAUUACAAACUGGUACAUAUACAUCCAUUUACCGAUGGAAACGGCAGAACAUCCCGCUUGCUCAUGAAUAUGAUUCUAAUGCAAGCCGGAUAUCCACCUGUUAUCAUUCAUAAACAGCAUCGCCAUAAAUAUUACGAGUACUUGCAAUUAGCCAAUGCCGGAGAUGUUCGGCCGUUUGUGAGAUUCAUAGCAGAAUGCACAGAGCAGACGUUAGAUUUGUUCUUAUGGGCGACCAGCGAAUUUUCUCGAGAAGUUCCUGCACUGAGUCAAGAGACAUUAUUUACAGAAAAGCACAAUACAAUUAUUAUAGAGGAUAAUGAUGAUAUUCUGGAAAAUGAUUGAGAAUUAACGUUAAGUAGCGUCUGGGAAGUAUUUUUGAGACCAAAGAAUGUUAACAUUAUUUAUACUCGAUAUCAUUAUUUAUUGAAAAUUAUAAUUUUUAAACGAAACCUUAAACGAACUGAGUAAAUAACGUACACAAUUUAAAAAUUUAAAGAUACGAAGUAAGAGAUAUCAUCAACCAUCAGAACGAGAUUUGUCUACAACUGUGUUAGAGUUGAAACAUACCUGCUCUGUGCCUGUUUGUGAUUUAAAAAGUAUUGUUAUUUAUGAACUGCCAAUUUUAACGUGUGUCCAUGUAAAUACGAAUCUCUUCCACUCUGUUUAGAAUAAAUUAUAUUUAUAAUGUAUAUAAUAAAUGUGAUAGCAACUUUCAAAA
Monomorium pharaonis (pharaoh ant) is the source of this 1984-nucleotide messenger RNA. It is a transcript of the gene Fic, whose product is annotated as protein adenylyltransferase Fic. The record is from RefSeq and is a predicted model, not a curated record. The coding region runs from base 157 to 1608 and encodes 483 amino acids. Gene Ontology annotation, molecular function: protein binding. The transcript is spliced from 4 exons. NCBI's taxonomy places the organism in Eukaryota, Metazoa, Arthropoda, Insecta, Hymenoptera, Formicidae.